AUGAAAAGGAACGGGCAUGUGGAAAUAAUUGAACAGGAUCUUAGCGGCUUCAUCUAUGCCGGACACGAUACAAGUGCAAUUACUAUUUCUAACACAUUGCUUCUUCUCGCUAUGCAUCUAGAUGUACAAGACCAGGUUGUGGCUGAGAUACGGCAACAUUGUGGUGCUUUUGGUGAAGAUAUCAGUUAUGAGACGCUUCAGCAGCUCAUCUACCUAGAGAUGGUACUAAAAGAGUCUCUUCGGUUAUUCCCGAUCGCACCGAUCAUUGCUCGCCAAACAACUCAAGAAAUAGCUCUAGGAAAAUACAUUCUUCCCGUGGGUGUUGAUGUUUUCAUCAAUAUUUUCAGCAUUCAUCGCAAUUCCACAUACUGGGGAGAAGACGCCGAUCAAUUUCGACCAGAACGGUUUGCUACGAAGGCUUAUGAUCGAUCUGCGUAUUUGCCCUUUAGUACGGGAAUGAGGAACUGUGUCGGUGGUCAAUACGCGAUGAUUUCAAUGAAAAUAAUGCUGAUUAAGAUUCUUACAUCCUACCGGCUGGAGACGGAUUUGAAGAUAAAUGAUUUGAGCAUGAAAUUUAUGGUUACUAUGAAAAUUGGCAAUGGAUACAUGGUUCGAUUGACGCGUAGAUGA
This is a messenger RNA of Anopheles darlingi, 630 nucleotides long. Its product is annotated as probable cytochrome P450 313a1. The coding region runs from base 1 to 630 and encodes 209 amino acids. Lineage: Eukaryota; Metazoa; Arthropoda; Insecta; Diptera; Culicidae. Gene Ontology annotation, molecular function: heme binding; iron ion binding; oxidoreductase activity, acting on paired donors, with incorporation or reduction of molecular oxygen. The transcript has a single exon. The record is from RefSeq and is a predicted model, not a curated record.